Molecule: messenger RNA, 1303 nt
Organism: Cucumis melo (muskmelon)
Lineage: Eukaryota; Viridiplantae; Streptophyta; Magnoliopsida; Cucurbitales; Cucurbitaceae
Exons: 2
Coding region: 194-1303 (369 amino acids)
Source: RefSeq, a predicted model, not a curated record
UUCACUUGGCCGAACCCCCUCCCUCCAGUUUUCUUGUUAUCCCGAACCCCCCAUCACCAUUUUUCUUGUUCGCAGUAAACACCCUGCCGAUUUUCCCUCUCUGUUUUCCUUCUUGCUUGAACGCACCAGAAGUAAUUCGAUUUUUGCCCACGUUCUGCAAUCAGGGUUAACUUUUUGUUCAUUCUAUUUGAAGAUGAAUAGGGAUUGGAUUAAACUAAAAAAUAGAUUUUCAAGUGAUUAUAUUCAUGGGGUUGCUCAAUUUAUGGAAGUGGCUAAGUGUCAUGUAAACGAUGUGGGGAAAACUAGGUGCCCAUGUAAGUAUUGUCAAAAUUCAAUGACACAAACAUUGGACGGAGUAGAGCGUCAUUUAUUUAUGUACGGAAUAUCCUCUGUAUAUAAUAAAUGGGUUUAUCAUGGAGAAGCAACGAACUUAGCUCGAUUUGAACGGGGUGCUACUUCAUCAGAAGGUGAUACAUUAAGUAGAGAGGCUAAUGUUGGCGACGAGGACGAUGAUAUUUUAGAUCUUUUAAAUGAUUUGCAAGGAUCAAUGAUAGCAAGGGAAGAAGAUUUUGAUGAUGGGGAUGGUUUUGAUGAUGAAUUUCCAGAAGAUGUCGAUGAAAUGGAUACUAGUAACAUUUUUGAGGAGUUGAUGAAGGAAGCACGUAACCCGUUGUAUCAUGGAUGUACCAAAUUUUCAUCGUUGAAUUUUUUGGUGAAGUUAAUGCAUAUCAAAGUUUUGAAUAAUUGGAGCAACAAAUCGUUUGAUAUGCUACUAGAAUUGUUGAAAGAUGCAUUUCCAGUCGGUACAUAUAUACCUAAAUCAUUUUACGAAGCUAAGAGAAAAUUAUGUGAUUUAGGGUUAGGAUAUGAUUCCAUCCACGCUUGUAAAUAUGACUGUGUACUAUUUCGAAAAGAAUUUGCUAAUUGUCAAAGUUGUCCAGUAUGUGGUGAAUCUCGAUAUAAAACAAAUAGUGGGAAAGGAAAGAAGAUUCCAAAUAAGGUUUUGCGUCACUUUCCAUUAAUUCCAAGGUUGAAACGAUUGUUUUUAUCAAAACAUAUUGCUUCUGAGAUGAGAUGGCAUAAGGAUAAACGAGUUGACACAGAGGAUGUUUUACGACAUCCAGCUGAUGCUGCAGGAUGGAAGCACUUUGAUAAAGAAUUUCCUCAAUUUGCUUCAGAGCCAAGAAAUGUUCGUUUAGGCUUAGCUUCAGACGGUUUUAAUCCAUUUGGGAAUAUGAGUACUGCAUAUAGCAUGUGGCCAGUAGUGCUUAUUCCAUACAAUUUGCCCCCUGGAAGUGUAUGA